AUGGGGGUUUUACAAAGCUCUAAGCGUUCUUUGUGGAUUGGUUCUGUAUUCGGCUUCUGUACAUUCAUUCUGUGCUCCUACUUUCUCCUCUCGUUAUAUCCUCAACGGAACGAGCCCCUACGACCGCAGAUAACAGAUGUAUUCAAGACAAACUGUCAUAAGAAAGCCAACAAUACAAAUACAAACGAUGCAGCCCUUCCGUCAUUACUAGCAGAACUAUGGAAACCUCUAAUACAUCCUAUCGAGGAACGAGUAUUUGUCACUGACAAAGGAGAUCGUUUCGAGAUACCAGAGAACCAGAUGCGAUGGAAGAAACCGCUUGGCAAAAGAGUCGUACUAAUCGAUACGGAUACACGCCUCGAUGCAAAGAACGAUAACACAAUGUUGAAUGACUGCCCUUUGCACUAUCCAUCUCUUCCCGGUCGAACAGCAGGCCAUCUCAAUCACUAUAUAUAUGGUAAAGUAAACAGAACCCAUGAUAUGACUGCCUUUUAA
Messenger RNA from Fusarium venenatum, 495 nucleotides. RefSeq lists its product as uncharacterized. Gene Ontology annotation, molecular function: glycosyltransferase activity. NCBI's taxonomy places the organism in Eukaryota, Fungi, Ascomycota, Sordariomycetes, Hypocreales, Nectriaceae. Gene Ontology annotation, biological process: protein N-linked glycosylation. Gene Ontology annotation, cellular component: Golgi membrane. The record is from RefSeq and is a predicted model, not a curated record.